Molecule: messenger RNA, 1130 nt
Organism: Chelonoidis abingdonii (Abingdon island giant tortoise)
Lineage: Eukaryota; Metazoa; Chordata; Testudines; Testudinidae
Biological process (GO): T cell costimulation; immune response; positive regulation of T cell proliferation
Cellular component (GO): external side of plasma membrane
Source: RefSeq, a predicted model, not a curated record
AUGGAAACUCUUGUGGCUGGCGAGAGGGAGGCGCCUGCUCAGAUACCAGGCAGCCAGGAGGUCACUGGGCCUGUGGGCAGGCCAAGAUGGGUCUCUCCUGCUGCACGGUGCUGCCCGGUGUAUGAUGUGGGUUCUCCCUCUUCCCUAGCUGGUCUGAGAGUUUCUCAGGAGCCCAAGUCCCUCAACGCAACAGUCGGGGAGAAUGUGACCCUGAGCUGCACCUUCCAGAACAGAAAUGGCAGCAGAACCAAGGUGCUUUGGUUCAGGGGCUCUGGAGAAGACGUGGUGCUGGACGCUAAGCACCCCUUCUACAAGGGGCGGCUCCAUGUGUCCCGGCUGGAUGAGAUCAGUAAGGGGAACGCGACAGUGACCCUGUGUAAACUGGACAAGAGAGACUCUGGCCUCUAUCAGUGCUGCAUCGAAAUCCAGAAUGAGAUGACAGGGGUGGGAGAAGGCACAGAUCUAAGAGUGAUGAGGAGAAACCAGAGUGUGACUGAGGACAGAAAGGAAUCGAAGCAGGACACCAGCACCGAACUCACCAUCUACAGAGCCACGAUUGCUCUGGCAGGCGUCAGCAUCAUCAUCUUAGUUACCACCCUCCUGCUGCGCAGACGCACAGGUAUUUACUCCUCCUUCCACGCUCACUCCACCUGCCCGUUCUUCCAGUGUUCAAAAUGUACUUCUCUUCCGUCCUACUGGUGCAAGGGGGAACGGGACCCUCCGAUCUACAUUCUCCAGUCCUCUGUUCAUUCCUACACCUCCAUUCAUCUCUUCCAACAAUAACCCAUGUCUCCUUCUUUCCUCCCCAGCAGCCUCCCCAGACACCCAACAGCAGCAGCCGGCAAAGGUGAGACCAUUAAAAUUGGAGCCUGAGUUUAACUGGGUGGCAUUGUCUGUUUCAAGACAGUGUUGACGCAUGGUCCGUGUGACUGUGGUAAAAACCUGACCAGUGGAACACGGGAGAGGGUUAGGGGUGCUUUAGCCGUUAAAUAUUACAAUAACGGAAGCUGCAAAAGUACCAGAUUAUCUAUCAUCUAGACCAGUGGUUUUCAGCACCGAGGGCUUCAGUGAGUGUAUUGAUUCAUCUAGAUAUUUGCAUAGGUUUACAACAGGCUACAUGAAAAAUACCA